ACGAGGGAUGGCGCCUCGAAGCGUGGAGGAGGAAGACGACCGCGUCAGCGGGGCUGAGCUCGUCGCGGAGGCCCUAAAGACGCAAAAUGUUGAGUAUAUCUUUGGUAUUGUUGGUGUUCCCAUAACCGAAGUAGCAGUUGCUGCUCAAGCAAGUGGAAUAAAAUAUGUUGGAAUGCGCAAUGAACAAGCUGCUUCCUAUGCUGCCUCUGCUGUUGGGUACCUGACAGGCAGGCCUGGUGUAUGCCUUGUUGUUUCUGGCCCUGGUCUUGUACAUGCUCUAGCUGGAAUGGCAAAUGCAAACAUGAAUUGCUGGCCUUUGAUUGUCAUUGGAGGUUCCUCUGACAGAAAUCAGGAAACCAUGGGAGCUUUCCAAGAAUUUCCACAGGUUGAAACUUGUAGGUUAUACAGCAAAUUUUCUGCUAGACCAAGCAGCCUAGAAGCAAUUCCUGCUGUAAUCGAGAAGGCUGUCCGAAGUAGUAUCUAUGGUCGUCCAGGUGCCUGUUAUGUUGACAUACCCGGAGAUUUUGUAAAUCUGCAGGUGAAUAAGAGCUCAGUCAGGUAUGUAGAAUGCUGUCAAGCGCCUCCCAUCAGCAUGGCUGAAGAGUCGGUUGUUUCAAAGGCAGUUUCAUUUAUUGCACAUUCCAGAAAACCACUUCUCAUUAUCGGGAAAGGUGCUGCUUAUGCACAUGCUGAAAACAGCAUCCGAAGGUUGGUGGACCAAUGUGGGCUUCCAUUUUUGCCUACACCGAUGGGGAAGGGAGUUGUUCCUGACAACCAUCCAUGCUGUGUAGCUGCUGCCAGAUCUAGGGCCUUGCAAUUUGCUGAUGUAAUAAUAUUGCUUGGUGCCAGGCUGAACUGGAUGCUACAUUUUGGACUUCCACCAAGAUUUCGGCCAGAUGUAAAAAUUAUCCAGGUGGACAUAUGUGCAGAAGAGUUGGGAAAUAACGUGAGACCUGCAGCAGCCUUAUUGGGUGACAUAAAAGCAGUGACUGAGCAGCUUGUGGAACACCUGAACAGAAAGCUUUGGAAGUGCCCUUCUGGUACAGAGUGGUGGACAGAACUACGGGCAAAAAUGAAAAGCAAUGAGGAGACAUCCAAGGCACUGUCCCUGCAAAAGCACCUGCCCAUGAAUUACUACACAGUAUUCCACCACAUCAGGGAACUUUUGCCAAAGGACUGCAUUUUGGUUAGCGAGGGAGCAAACACAAUGGACAUCGGGCGCACGAUGCUUCCAAACUAUCAUCCUCGCCACAGACUUGAUGCUGGCACCUUUGGGACUAUGGGAGUUGGACUGGGUUUCACAAUAGCAGCUUCCAUGGUUACUAAAGACCAUAAUCCCGAGCAGCGAGUGGUCUGCAUAGAAGGAGACAGUGCCUUUGGAUUCUCUGGGAUGGAGGUGGAGACUAUAUGCAGGUAUAACUUGCCAGUCAUUAUAAUCAUAGUCAACAACAAUGGAAUAUACGGAGGCUUGGAUGCCCAGACUUGGAAGGAGAUAAUGGAGCUUGGAGAACCUGCUACGAGUGUCCCUCCAAUGUCUCUGCUGCCAAAUGCUCAUUAUGAGCAGGUAGCGUCUGCCUUUGGUGGUAAAGGAUACUUCGUCCAAACUCCAGAAGAACUGCAAGCAGCCCUGAGAAGUUGCCUAGCAGAAAAGCAUAUCCCUUCCCUCAUUAACGUAAUGAUCGACCCACGGUCAGACAGGAAGGAGCAAGAUUUUCACUGGCUGACGCGAUCCAACUUGUAGUGGAAGAUG
This is a messenger RNA of Euleptes europaea (tarantolino), 1750 nucleotides long. RefSeq names its product 2-hydroxyacyl-CoA lyase 1 (gene HACL1). Gene Ontology annotation, molecular function: thiamine pyrophosphate binding; catalytic activity; magnesium ion binding. NCBI's taxonomy places the organism in Eukaryota, Metazoa, Chordata, Lepidosauria, Squamata, Sphaerodactylidae. Bases 8 to 1741 code for a protein of 577 amino acids. The transcript is spliced from 17 exons. Gene Ontology annotation, biological process: fatty acid alpha-oxidation. The record is from RefSeq and is a predicted model, not a curated record. Gene Ontology annotation, cellular component: peroxisome.